This is a messenger RNA of Cinclus cinclus, 1190 nucleotides long. RefSeq names its product aprataxin (gene APTX). The record is from RefSeq and is a predicted model, not a curated record. The coding region runs from base 1 to 1035 and encodes 344 amino acids. Gene Ontology annotation, molecular function: double-stranded RNA binding; DNA 5'-adenosine monophosphate hydrolase activity; mismatched DNA binding. Gene Ontology annotation, biological process: double-strand break repair; single strand break repair. NCBI's taxonomy places the organism in Eukaryota, Metazoa, Chordata, Aves, Passeriformes, Cinclidae. The transcript has 7 exons. Gene Ontology annotation, cellular component: nucleus.
AUGCGUGUGUGCUGGCUUGUGGGGAAAGAGAAAUGCAAUCAGCGAGUGAAACUGCCCCACUUGGAAGCCGUGGUAAUUGGGCGUGGCCCAGAGACUGGGAUAAUAGAUAAGAAGUGUUCACGGCAGCAAGUUCAAUUAAAAGCAGACUGUAACAAGGGGUAUGUCACAGUUAAACAGAUAGGGAUCAACCCAACUAGUGUUGAUCUUGUGAAUAUUGGCAAGGAUGAAGUGGUGAAAAUGAAGCCAGGCCAAAUUCUGCAUAUUGUGAAUAACCUUUAUCCCUACACGGUGCAAUUUGCCGAAGAGUCUGGGAAAACUGUUCCUAAAGCAGACAGAAUGCUACGUGAGGACUCCUGUGAGAAUGAUGAUACAGAGCCUGUGCCCAGAAAAACAAUGAAGUUGGAGGUUGUGGAUACACAAGCCAGUUCUACAAAUCCCAAACUAAGCAAUACCAGUGUAUCUACACUUGAAGGAACUUCAAGCAAAAAGGAACAUUUAGGACACUGGAGUCAGGGUCUAAAGAGCUCCAUGCAAGAUCCAAAAAUGCAGGUUUACAAAGAUGAAAAGACUGUAGUCAUCAAGGAUAAAUAUCCCAAAGCUCGUUACCACUGGCUUAUCUUACCAUGGGACCCCAUUGCAAGCCUGAAGUCAGUCACCAGGGACCACCUUGAACUCCUGGAACAUAUGCAUGCUGUUGGGCAAAAAAUGAUCGAACAGUGCCCUGCCAGAGAGAGCCUGGAGUUCAGACUGGGUUACCAUGCUAUUCCCAGUAUGAGUCAGCUACAUUUGCAUGUAAUCAGCCAGGAUUUUGAUUCUCCAGCCCUCAAAACCAAAAAGCACUGGAAUUCUUUUAACACAGACUACUUCUUAAACUCUGAAGAUGUGAUAGAGAUAGUAAGAAGCAAGGGAAAAGUGAUGGUGAAAGACCAUACCUCUGAACUUCUUAAACUUCCCCUCAGAUGCCAUCGCUGUAAACAACAGCUGUCCACAAUCCCACAGUUAAAGGAACAUCUUAAGAAACAUUGGCCAAAAUGAUUUUUCAAAAGGUCAUCUUUCAAUCUGUCUUCAGAUUUCAAGCCAACACAAAGACCAGAAAAUGUUUAUACAAAUGUAUGUUUAUUAACUGGAAUGACAAAUGUAACGUGGGGAAAAAUAGCCUGGAAACAGCAGCAUACUAAUUUAGUAAUAGC